Messenger RNA from Puntigrus tetrazona (Sumatra barb), 1040 nucleotides. Its product is annotated as extensin-like. The record is from RefSeq and is a predicted model, not a curated record. Lineage: Eukaryota; Metazoa; Chordata; Actinopteri; Cypriniformes; Cyprinidae. The coding region runs from base 399 to 1040 and encodes 213 amino acids. The transcript is spliced from 3 exons.
CGCAGCGGACUUUUGCCAAACACAAGCUAGUUAGCGUCUAGCGAGCGGCUCACAACGCAGAUCAGAUGUAUUACAGCAACUGUAUUAAGCUACUGUUUGCGUCGAUGCGACGUCAACUGUACUAACGUCUGCAUGGUUGUGCGCGCGAACAAACGUGCUCGUGACACGGUUUGCUAACGUUAGCUGCUCACCGAGCAACUCGGUUGGGAAAUGGGAAAAACCGCAAGAAAGGAAAGGGGGCAGCUCAAGCAGGACCAAAGGGCAUGCGUCUCCCAGCGCCUCCUCAACCCAGACCUCCUCAACAAGGAGGCUUUCGCGGACCUGCUCCCGGUUUCCAGAUGGGCCCCUGACACAGGUUUCCUGCGCCCCAUCACGACUUCGGACAGCAGCCCCCCAGAAUGAGGAUGAUGGACGACAUGGAAAGAGAUCGAGGGUUUAUGCAAGAGCCGCAGGGAUUCAUGGUGAACGACGGGCCUUUUAACCGGAUGGAUUUCCCCGACAGGCACGAAUGUCGCCCUCGCUUUGAGGGACCUGAUCCAGCUUUCCGUCAUCAAGAGUUUGGAAACAGACCGCCUGCACCAGCUUUACCGUUUUACCGUCCAGAGCUUGAGUAUGAACCGCGUUUCCGUUCCCCGGAGUUUUGUGACAGACCUCGAGACUUCUGUCCGCCCGAGUUUAGGGGCAGACCCCCGAACUUCCGCCCUCCUGAGUUUGACGGGGGGCCAGGUUUCCACAUGAUGAACCCUGCUUUCGACCAAAUGGAGCAGUUUGGUCCAAGAGACCAACAUUAUAUGCCGCCAAUGGACCCCCAUGGCAAUCAUUCGUUUGGAGAGAGAGGAGGGUUUGCUGCACCGCUGGCACCUGAUUUCCGGGGCCCGGGGCCGGUACAGCCACCAUCUGAGGCGUUCAGUAGCGCGCCUCGUCCCGCCUGUUCACCCCAACCUCCACAGAAAAAAGAUCAGCUGGCUCCGAAAGAGACUGAACCGCCUAAAUCGAUGGCUUUAAAGAUAUCAUCGUUCAAGAAUAUCUCUGCAAAGUAA